Pocillopora meandrina is the source of this 6468-nucleotide messenger RNA. The record is from the annotation of a GenBank genome assembly. Lineage: Eukaryota; Metazoa; Cnidaria; Anthozoa; Scleractinia; Pocilloporidae.
CUCCGCCAUAUUGAAUUUCGUGAACAAAAGUUCGGUCAACGUGGCCUCCUUCAAUUUGUAAUUUUUUACAAGUUGUAAGAACUCUGCUUUGCAGUUUUCCUUUUAUCCUGAGCCUUUAACACUCACGGAUAAGAUGAAGCUACAAGAGAGCGGCUUCCAAGUGCCAUCUUUUCUGCCUCGGUUAUCGUACGAGAAGCAGGACACCUUACUUAAACUUCUCAUAUUGUCCAUUUGUGCUGUUUUGUGUGAGUACGAAGAUUGGUCAUGCAAUACGGUUUACCUAGUUGUGCAGUUUAUUGGCUGUUGUUAGAUCCUCGAUCGAAUAUUGUAUAGGGGUCAUGUUAUGGGAAAAUAUUGUAGAAUUACUUUAUUCAAAUGGUACACGACUGUUAUUGUUACGCUGGCUGAGUUUAUGUAAGCUUAAAAAAUUCAGACUCGACAGUCAGUCAUUACCUGAAGCCGAACCGAUCGCAAGAUUGAAUGUGUUUGUCUGAUUGUCAAAAUCUAAAUUAUCGAGAUAUUAUUUCAGUCAUAAACCACGGAAGGUAUCAUGGAAAUUUCACUCAUGAUCGUUCGAUAAUCAAGAAAUUGGUCUAACUUGAAAUGUGAUUUGUUGUGCUCCUGUGUUCAUGAUUUUUUUUCUUCAUUUCCACAGCAUUCUCCACAAGGUUGUUCUCUGUGUUGCGGUUUGAAAGUGUUAUUCACGAAUUUGAUCCGUAAGCUUUUUUUCAAUAAUCUUUUCGUAACUACUCAUUCACGAAACAAAGAAGUAGUAGAUACAGUGAGGUGAUUGUUUGCUUAGCUGCAAUUGUAGGGGGUUUUGUCCUCAUAAUCGUGAUGUUUAUGCGUCUUUAGUAUUAUUACAUUAAUUUUGAGAAACAAGUUUAAAUCCUGAAUUAUUUUUUUUAGAGAAGACUGGUUUUUUAUUUCCAGGCAGUUGAAAAAAUGUAUAAAAAUGAUUCUUUUCAUUAAUGUGGAUAAUUUUUAUUCUAAUUGUUUUCCAUUUCUUCAUUUGUAACAUAUGCGUCAUUUGUAUGUGCUGUUUUUUUGUUCAUGACUAGCCUUUUACAAAUUUUGGACUGGAUCUUUUUUUAUUGAACUUAAACUGAGAAGGGUCUGUAGGAUCUGAUUGAUUUUAUAGACAAGAAUGUCUGGGCUUAAUAAAUAAUUGCUGCUCUUGUUUUGCAGUUACUUUAAUUAUAGAACCACACGGUUUUUAGCUGAGGAAGGAUUUUACAAAUUUCACAACUGGUUUGAUGACAGAGCAUGGUAUCCACUGGGUAGAAUAAUUGGUGGCACUAUAUAUCCAGGUGAUAUGGCCUAUCAAAAUGUUAUCUCUUUUGUUUCCACAUUCCAUCAGACACAUCGCAUUUAGUAGACAAAGGUGCCUUUAAAUAUCUAGAAGAUUUAAUGAACAGAUUUAUUUUAAUUCUCGCAGGACUCAUGGUAACAUCGGCCGUCUUGUAUCACUUCAUGAAUUUCUUUCAUGUCACAAUUGACAUCAGAAAUGUUUGUGUUUUUCUGGCUCCUUUGUUUUCUUCAUUGACCACCCUGGUCACUUAUCAUUUGACUAAAGAACUCAAGGUAUGUAGUUCUACUGUGUAUAGCUGGCCUGUCAUUUUUACUUUCCAUUUGUCUUACUAUUGUUUAUUAACACUACUAAGUAAUUUUUUUUUCAGCAUAUCUCGCUCAAACAUUUAAAUGACAUGAUUUUCCUUUAUUUUAUACUUAGAAAUGUUCCAUGUCACAUCAAAAUUAAAUUUGUCAUUUAGAGUUGGGAAUUAAGAAGAUGUCUUUUCCAAUGAUUUCAGUUUUUUUCUUUUAAAGGAAAGGAUAAAAAACUUGCAAUGUUUGAGUUUACUUUUUAUUGGGUCAGCACCUACUGCUUUUUUUUUUAGCUAUCUCUUCAAGAGUUUAAUUGAUAUUUGUAUUUACUGACAGGAUGCUGGGGCAGGAUUAGUAGCAGCAGCUAUGAUCUCCAUUGUUCCAGGUACAAUGGUUUCUGUUGUGCUUUUUAAAGAAACUUCUAAACUUUGGGAUCACUUAAAAAUCAAAGAAACAUCACAGAACUUUUUUUUUUUCGUUUUGAUAAUUGUUUAAAUUGUUUUCUUUUCAGGUUACAUUUCUCGAUCAGUUGCUGGGUCAUAUGAUAAUGAAGGUAUUGCCAUCUUUUGCAUGCUGCUUACUUAUGCAUUGUGGAUUAAGUCUGUGAAGACUGGCUCACUGUUCUGGUCAACCAUGUGUGCUUUGGCUUACUUCUACAUGGUGAGUGAAUUAAAUGCAACUUUUAUAAUAAUCAUUUAUCUCCUCACUUCAUUAUUAAUGUGCAAUAAAGGAAGUUUAUGUGUGUGAAGUCAAGUCACUUACUUGUUUCUGGAAACAAAGUCAUAGAACCUACAACAGAUUAUAUCAUUAAUUAUCACAACACAGUAGAUUGAGCUUUUGUUUUGAAUUUCUAUUUUUCAGGUUUCCUCUUGGGGCGGCUAUGUGUUUCUUAUCAACUUGAUUCCCCUCCAUGUUUUGGCUUUGAUGAUCACUGGCAGGUUUUCACACAGGAUCUAUGUUGCUUACUGUGCAGUAAGUACUUUCAGUAAUGUAUAGCAAUUUCCUUAAGGAAUAUCACAUUCAAAUGGCCAUUAUCAUAUAUUCCAAGGUUGUAGGAAAAUUUAGUCCUCUUAGGGAGCACCAUUUUCAGGUGACUUAUUGUAACAAUCUUUGACCCUCAUGUUUAUCUUGAGUCAAAAAUUAAACAUUUACACUCUGAAUCUUCAUUGUUUGCCUGUCAUGACAUUCUCCACUUCCAACCCCUUCCUUGCAGUUUUUAUUUAUUUACAUCAGAAUUUUCAUGCUAUGAAAGUGAUCAUUGUAUUAUAUUUUCCAAUUUCAGGUUUACUGUUUGGGAACCAUUUUGUCCAUGCAGAUCUCAUUUGUUGGAUUUCAGCCUGUACAAUCCAGUGAGCACAUGGCGGUAAGUAUUUUUUGGUUAUGUUUUCUUUUAUCUGCGCUGACAUUCACCUUUAAUUCCACAUAUUUUUGCUCUUUACAUGCAGGCCUUUGGUGUGUUUGGUCUGUGCCAGAUCCAUGCCUUUGUGGACUAUGUUCGUGCACGUAUGCCUAAAGAACACUUUCAACUGUUGUUCAAGAGUGUUGUGCUUGUUGCAGCAGUCGGUGUCUCAACUGUUGGUGGCAUACUCACUUUCACUGGUAAAAUCUCUCCCUGGACUGGCAGGUUUUACUCCUUGUUGGAUCCAUCUUAUGCAAAGAACAACAUUCCCAUCAUUGCCUCAGUUUCUGAACAUCAACCUACAACAUGGUCAUCAUUUUACUUUGAUUUGCAACUCAUGGUGUUCAUGUUUCCUGUUGGACUCUACUAUUGCUUCUUCAAACUCACUGAUGCCAACAUCUUUAUCAUAAUGUAUGGAGUUACAAGCAUCUACUUUGCCGUAAGUGGAGACAUCCUGACACGUACAAUAAGAUAUUUACAUAUAUUUGUUAUCAGCUUAUCUGUAAGGAAUCAUAGAUGUAUGUCUAUUUGAUAUUGCUCAUGCAAUUCGAACUCUUUAAAAUUCCACUGGAUACACUCAGCCUGUGAACAGUAUGGUCAAACCUUCCUGUGAGUGUGCUUGUCAAGGUUUGUGUCUUUACUUAAUUUUCAUUGUUUUUCACUGAGUUUUUCUCAAUAUCCCUUAUGUUUUAUUUUGGUUUUUUUUUUCAGGGAGUUAUGGUUCGUCUAAUGUUGGUGUUGGCUCCAGUAGCUUGCAUUCUCUCAGGAAUUAGUGUAUCUACAAUCCUUACAACAUACAUGAAGGUAAAUACAGUGAAUGCCCAAAGUAGCAUGCAGCACUUAAAUUUUUCUUCUUUUUUUUUUGUUUUGUUUUGUUUUUUUUUAACUUUGAAUCAUUUUGUUGUGUUAAGUAUUUGAAAGCUUUCCACAUUUAUUCUACUUCUUCUCAUUAUCAAGAAUUUAGAUGUUUCCCGCCGUGACCGUAAAACUGCAAAGAAAACUGACCCAACAUAUCCAAUCAAGAAUGAAGUGGCUACAGCAAUGGUGGGCCUCAUGUCUUUACUACUCAUCACCUACACAUUCCAUUGUACUUGGGUCACAUCAGAAGCUUAUUCUUCACCGUCAAUUGUACUCUCAGCCAAACAACAUGACGGCUCCCGAGUUAUCUUUGAUGACUUCCGAGAGGCUUACUACUGGCUCAGACAAAACACUCCAGAGGUAGUUUACCUUUCAGUUUGUUGUCAAUUGGAUAACCAUAGUAGCAACAAGGGUUUGAUUGUGUCAUGGUAUUGCUGGUAUUAAAACAGCAUCAUAUAUUUUGUAAUACUGCUGUUGUGUUUAUUUCAGGAUUCUAAGGUGAUGUCUUGGUGGGAUUACGGUUAUCAGAUCACUGCUAUGGCCAAUAGAACUAUAUUAGUAGACAAUAAUACAUGGAACAACACACACAUCUCCAGGGUGGGGCAGGUAUGUUCAAAAUACUCUUAUGGCCAAUAGAACUAUACUAGUAGACAAUAACACAUGGAACAACGCAUGUCUCUUCAUGGUGGGGCAGUUAUGUUCAAAACACUCCUAUAGCCAAUCCAACAAUAAUGCAUGGAACAACACACACAUCUCCAGGGUGGGGCAGGUAUGUUAAUAUCCCAGUCCAUAUCUAGUACCUAUAAUCCUGUUGAGCGUGGUUUGUAGGUCUCGCUUGUGGACGACAUCAAUGCCUUCAAUUAAGUUUGUGAACUGAUGUCCUUGUGUGCUCAUCAUUUGGUCUGUCAGUUGAAGGCAACACUUAAACCUUGAUCUUGAACUGAUGCCAGGUUAGGUUUAAAUGGUGAACUUUUCAUGAGCUGAAUCUCAUACUUUGAUUUAAAUAAUUGAAAACAAUGACUGAGCUGUUCUUCCUAGUUGGCUUAGCCAGGAAUUUAGAGUUCAGAAUGACUUUGUUCUGGCUCUGAACUUUCUAUGUGCCAAACCUUAUCUAUGAUUAUUGUUAUUAAAACAUAUUUAGAAACACAUAUCCUGCACUCUUUUUCAGGGAAAGGGCUUUGAUGGCUAAUUGAGUUUAGUUUCUGAAACAACAGCCUUUCUUUUUGAGGUUGGGGUGGUCCAAAUUCGAAUCUAGUCCAGCCUAUGAAAAGUUGGGCAUCCUAACAGGGCCUUGGUUUUCAAGUGGUAGCCUCAUUUGUGAGGGCAUCUAGUUAAUGUAAAGUGAUCAGUUAAACUAUUGUGGAACAUUGCAGGCCAUGGCAUCAAGUGAGGACAGAGCAUAUGAGAUCAUGAGAGAACUGGAUGUGAAUUAUGUGUUGGUUAUUUUUGGUGGUUUGACUGGAUAUGCAUCAGAUGGUAAGAGUGCAGAUAAUGAUUUGUCUUCACAACAAAAUCCCCUUAGUUUUCAUCCAUUGAGUGCCAUGAGAAUUCUAAAAUUUAUUUCAUUCCUUUUUGGCAUCAGUUUGGCCCUGCUUGGAUAUGUGUUGUACACUCUUCAAACAACUGGAUCCUGAUAAGUGAUUGUGGGAUGUUUUUUUUGUCUUAGAUAUCAACAAGUUCCUGUGGAUGGUCCGUAUUGGAGGCAGCACUGAGAAAGGUCAGCACAUCAAGGAACAUGAUUACUAUACACCUGCUGGAGAGUUCCGUGUUGACAGGGGUGGUUCCCAGGUCUUGCUCAACUGUCUUAUGUACAAGAUGUGUUACUACCGGUUUGGUUCUGUUUACACGGAGCAGGGUAAGUACCUAUCCACCCACCCCUCCCUCUCUAAUGCAAAGCUUGACUGUAUUAUGUAUGUUAGUUUGGUUGAAUCAACUGAGUUGUGAAAGUAACUUGACCACCAUAAAGAGUUUCUAGAGCAUUAGCCCUUCAUCAUUUGCUCUGGCAAAGUUCUCAUGCUUGAAACGUCAGCUUUAUAAACUAUUUGUGAUUGUCAACUCAGUCAAUAAAACCAAAUUUAUCUCAUAAUACGCUCAUACUGCAGCUCCACAAUUAAUUUAGACACUUGGCCCAUUUAUUCAUUUUAACUUCUAUGUGACCUGAGUUAGACCCUAACUGCUGUUUACAUUUAUCUUGUUGACUUUUUUAUUUGCUUAGGAAAACCCACUGGUUACGAUCGUGUGCGUAAUGCGGAGAUCGGAAACAAGGUAUGUCAGUCUCUAGCUUCAGUAUUAAAACUGUGCACGAUAAUUUCUCAGCCGUGACUGUUAUAGGUUGUAUACCAUGUCUGAUUAUGCAACAUGCAACCAAUCAUGCAAACAUAUCUUAUACAUAACUGGACUGUAAUAAAGCACAGCACCUAAUGUAUAACUGUCAGGUACAACCAUAAAACUCCAUGACUUGUACAAAUCAAUUUUUUGUUGUUGUUGUUGUUGUUUUUUUUUGCUUGUAGGAAUUCGAGCUGGAUGUGUUAGAGGAAGCUUACACCACUGAACACUGGCUUGUUAGAAUCUACAAAGUAAAAGAUCUUGAAAACAGAGGUUCUUAG